This is a messenger RNA of Alternaria alternata, 1110 nucleotides long. RefSeq lists its product as hypothetical. Gene Ontology annotation, biological process: small GTPase-mediated signal transduction. Lineage: Eukaryota; Fungi; Ascomycota; Dothideomycetes; Pleosporales; Pleosporaceae. The coding region runs from base 266 to 868 and encodes 200 amino acids. The transcript has 8 exons. The record is from RefSeq and is a predicted model, not a curated record. Gene Ontology annotation, molecular function: GTPase activity; GTP binding.
CUUCAACUCCAUCCAUCCAUCGCUUGCAUCUCCAGCCCAGCUUCUGGAACCCUCCCGGCUUAACUCUUAACUCCCACAUCCUUAUCAUCCUCCGUCCGCUAAGAGUCCCCGGUGCAACUCUCACUCUCGCUCUCGUCCUCGCCGCGUCCGCGUCCGCUGCCACGAUCGCGACCGUCGUCCUUUGUUGCACCAACGCGCGCGCGCUCUCUCGUCCCUGAGCCGACGGAACGAAUCCAUCGCCGAGUCUCCCUACGCGACCUUCACGAUGCCCAUGUGCGGUGGAACAAAGUCUGUGCAGCGCAAGCUGGUGCUGCUCGGUGACGGUGCAUGCGGCAAGACCUCAUUACUUAAUGUAUUCACAAGAGGUUACUUUCCAACAGUAUACGAGCCUACAGUAUUUGAGAACUACGUACACGAUAUCUACAUCGACAACACACACGUCGAGCUUAGUUUAUGGGACACCGCUGGACAGGAAGAAUUCGACAGGCUACGAUCGCUGAGCUACGAUGACACCCACGCGAUCAUGCUUUGCUUUUCGGUCGAUUCACCAGACUCGCUCGAGAACGUAGAAACGAAAUGGGUCGGCGAGAUAGCAGAGAACUGCCCUGGUGUUAAGCUCGUUCUGGUUGCACUCAAGUGUGACCUGCGGAAAAAAGAAGAUGACGACGCGGAUGACCAACAGCCCGAGAAGCCAUGUAUCGACUAUAAUGAGGGUCUUCGCGUAGCAGAGAAGAUCAAGGCUCUGCGAUACUUGGAAUGCUCUGCCAUGAAGAACCGAGGUGUCAACGAGGCUUUUACCGAAGCCGCCCGUGUGGCUCUGCAAGUCAAGACUAGCAAAGACAAGAGCGGCGGUUGUACCAUCCUAUAGGCCGAUGACACCCUCUCGCUAUCCUUCCUGAACACAACCCUACUACUACAAAGUACUGGCUCUGGUCGCACGCUAUCAGCACCUCGACGGAAGUACACGACACCCAGCUCCUGUCAUCACACCAUUUUCACUGUAUUCGCGUCGCCCAACUUCCUCUUCGUACUUUCACCCUAUCGCUAGUUCUGUGCUUCUUGGGAAAAGGUGGCAAACUGUUUGAUGUCGGUCCAAGUCCAGCUGGAUGA